AAGGGGGGCGCCACCGCGUGCGAUGACUGGAUGAUUUUUCUAGCAAAUGCGCUGCUUAGGAUUGGAUUAUUCAUGCUGACAGCUUCGAGAAGAACGUGGGCCCCGCAGCUGCAGACGGGAAUGGGUCCGCCGGUACGGAUGGAGUACCUGACAGGGGGGGCCUCUGUGACGCAAGAGGGCCAUAGGCUAGCCCGAAAAUCGGGGGAUCAUCGGCUGCGGAACGGAAGCCAACUUCAACUUCCCUUCCCCAGACCACGAUCAAGGUCACUUCAUAUCGAAACUCAAUAUUGCAGGUGCGAAGUGAAAGUUUUAUGUGAAUUGUUGGUCUUGCGAAUCGAUACAGGCGACCGUAGAGGCCCGGCAUCAGGUGCUCAGGUCAUUGCUCCUUGGAUUUGCUCAAGAUGAAAUCAUCUUCAAGAAUAAGUAGAUGUUCCGUUGUGCUAGACUCGGGUAAUUCGCUAUCUACCAGAUACCUCAUGGUCCAUACAAGUUCCCGCGUCAGGCCUUUCACUUUCAAAAUUCCUUGUCGAAGCUGUAUAGCAAUUACCAAAGCCUCGAUACUCAGACGCGGUGGAGAUGGCAAUUGUGAAUUAUCAAAAGGGGGGGGGAAACCUCAGGUGCCCAGUCCGG
This is a messenger RNA of Colletotrichum godetiae, 630 nucleotides long. RefSeq lists its product as uncharacterized. The record is from RefSeq and is a predicted model, not a curated record. Bases 31 to 405 code for a protein of 124 amino acids. Lineage: Eukaryota; Fungi; Ascomycota; Sordariomycetes; Glomerellales; Glomerellaceae. The transcript has a single exon.